AUGGGGUCGCCGCCGGACACUAGCAAGACCAUCAAGCUGGAGCGCUACAACAGCUACGUCCGCCGGAUACAGAGCACCAAGCUCCUCAACGCCUCCUCCAAGCUCAUCUUCCGCACCACCCUCCUAAUCGCCCUCGUCCUCGUCCUCUUCUUCACCAUCAACUACCCGCCCCUCUCCGACCGCCGUGUCGACGCCGGCGCCGCCAUCCACCGACACAGCUUCCUCUCCACCGGCUUCUUCUCCUCCUCCCGCUUCCCCACCUCCUCCGCAAUCGGCGGCCCCAAUUGGGAGAAACAGGUCCGCCACUCCUCCACCCCGCGCCGCCCCAACGGAUUCUCCAUCCUCGUCACCGGCGCCGCCGGAUUCAUCGGCUCCCACUGCUCAAUCGCCCUGAAAAAGCGCGGAGACGGCGUCCUGGGCCUCGACAAUUUCAAUUCCUACUACGACCCAUCCCUCAAGAGAUCUCGCCAGAAGAUGCUCCUGAAGAACCAGGUCUUCAUCGUAGACGGAGAUUUGAACGACGCCGUACUGCUUGCCAAGCUAUUCGACGUCGUCCCCUUCUCCCACAUCCUCCACCUCGCCGCACAAGCCGGCGUCCGUUACGCGAUGCAAAAUCCCCAAUCCUACGUCAGCUCCAACAUCGCCGGGUUCAUCAAUCUCCUCGAAAUCGCGAAAUCGGCGAAUCCCCAGCCCGCAAUCGUCUGGGCGUCGUCGAGCUCCGUCUACGGGCUAAACGACAAGGUCCCGUUCUCCGAGCUCCACCGCACCGACCGGCCGGCCAGCCUCUACGCCGCCACGAAAAAGGCAGGGGAGGAAAUCGCCCACACCUACAACCACAUCUACGGCCUCUCCCUCACGGGGCUCCGAUUCUUCACCGUGUACGGCCCCUGGGGCCGCCCCGACAUGGCCUACUUCUUCUUCACCAAGGACAUCCUCCAGGGGAAGUCAAUCGACGUCUACCAGACGCAGGAAGGGAAACAGGUGGCGCGUGACUUCACGUACAUCGACGACGUGGUGAAGGGGUGCGUGGGGGCGCUGGACACGGCGGAGAAGAGCACUGGAAGCGGCGGGAAGAAGAAGAAGCCGGCGCAGCUGCGGGUUUACAACCUGGGGAACACGUCGCCGGUCCCCGUGGGACAGCUGGUGUCGAUUUUGGAGUCGCUGCUGGGGAAGAAGGCGAAGAAGCACGUGGUGGGGAUGCCCCGAAACGGUGACGUUCCGUUCACGCACGCCAACGUCAGCCUGGCGUAUAGGGAUUUCGGGUACAAGCCCUCGACGGAUUUGGCCAGCGGUUUGAGGAAGUUCGUGAAGUGGUAUUCCGGUUAUUACGGGGUGGAGACGAGGGUAAAGAAGGAAAUUCAGGGGGCCGGUGAGGUUCCCGAGGGCGGAUCAGCUUGA
Linum tenue is the source of this 1398-nucleotide messenger RNA. Lineage: Eukaryota; Viridiplantae; Streptophyta; Magnoliopsida; Malpighiales; Linaceae. The record is from the annotation of a GenBank genome assembly.